Messenger RNA from Microcebus murinus (gray mouse lemur), 1437 nucleotides. It is a transcript of the gene PTPMT1, whose product is annotated as protein tyrosine phosphatase mitochondrial 1. The record is from RefSeq and is a predicted model, not a curated record. Gene Ontology annotation, molecular function: phosphoprotein phosphatase activity; phosphatidylglycerophosphatase activity; phosphatidylinositol-4,5-bisphosphate 5-phosphatase activity. Gene Ontology annotation, cellular component: mitochondrion. NCBI's taxonomy places the organism in Eukaryota, Metazoa, Chordata, Mammalia, Primates, Cheirogaleidae. Gene Ontology annotation, biological process: protein dephosphorylation.
UCAGCCCAGGUGCCCUGUUCGCCUAGAUACGCCCUCUGACACCAGGCAGCUCUUCUACUGGAAAGCUCAAAGCCACUUCACUCUCCCCUUCACUGCCACAGAGUCUCAUCCUAGUCUUGUCCCCCUUUGUCGGGGGAUGGAGGGGUGGGAGGCGGAGGGGCAGGGUGGUGGUGGUGUCACAUCCUCAUCUAGGGUCACUGCCCGUCCUUCUGGCCGGGAGUUGGGGAGACUGUCCCCUCCUGCCUUGGCAGAGUCAUAGUUCCACAUGCGGGUGUCAUGCCCCCCUUCACCUAGGAACCUGGGAUCACAGCCCCUUCCCUCAGGGGAGGGGCGUCAGUAGCCACAGGCUGGGGUCCCAGUUUCACACGCGGCGGGUUCACAGGCCUCCAGCCCAGGACGUGCUCUCCCUGGGCCUGUUCCCAGUUUCCCGCCCAGGAGUCCCAGGGACCUCCCCUGAGGUCGGCGGCCCCUCCUCCGGAGCCAUGGUGUCCAGGCCAGGAGGCUCUGCGCCCGCGCAGACCGCGGCGCCUUCGCGGGAGGCCUCGGGCAGCUCGCAGCCCUGGUCCUCGUCCUCGUUGCCCUGCCAGCUCUGCUCGCGGCCGCAGACCGCGAGCCCGGGGGCGGACGCGUCGGCGCUGUGCCAGGCCGUGGGUGGGGGGGACGGCAUGGCGGCCGCCGCGUGGCUGCAGGCCGGCCUGGUCCGGGUGCUCUUCUACCCGACGCUGCUCUACACGUUGCUCCGCGGGAAGAUGCCCGGCCGGGCGCACCGCGCCUGGUACCACCGCAUCGACUCCACAGUGCUGCUGGGCGCGCUGCCGUUGCGGAACAUGACGCGCCAGCUGGUACAGGACGAGAACGUGCACGGGGUGAUCACCAUGAACGAGGAGUAUGAGACGAGGUUCCUGUGCAACUCCUCAGAGGAUUGGAAGAAAGUAGGAGUUGAGCAGCUGCGGCUCAGCACAUUAGACAUGAUUGGGAUCCCCACCUUGGCCAACCUCCAGAAAGGAGUCCAGUUUGCUCUCCACUACCAGUCGCUGGGCCAGUGUGUCUACGUGCAUUGUAAGGCUGGGCGCUCCAGGAGUGCCACUAUGGUGGCAGCAUAUCUGAUUCAGGUGCACAACUGGAGUCCAGAAGAGGCUGUAAGAGCCAUCACCGAGAUCCGGUCACACAUCCACAUCAGACCUGGUCAGUUGGAUGUUUUAAAAGAAUUCCACAAGAUUACUGUAGGGGCAGCCAAGGAUGACUCACGUGACACAUCAAAGACAUGAAUUAAGUGGAUUAGAAAGAACUCAAAGUGACGUGAAUCCCUUGGUCAGGAAAAAGAAGAAGGAAGACAUCCCUGCUUGAUACAAAAUAAAAAAGUUUAAUGGGACCUAAGGGCCUUAGGUCCAAACUUGACAUAUCAGAAAUGUUCUAAGUAAUAGGUAAUUUUGCUUC